Molecule: messenger RNA, 593 nt
Organism: Fusarium redolens
Lineage: Eukaryota; Fungi; Ascomycota; Sordariomycetes; Hypocreales; Nectriaceae
Exons: 1
Coding region: 28-360 (110 amino acids)
Source: RefSeq, a predicted model, not a curated record
GGAUGUAUUGCCUCUGGGAGUAUAAAUAUGGCCACCCGUCCCAGAGGUAGCAAAGAAAUUAACAGCUCGUACAAGACACGGAACAUAAACAACUUUCAAGCCGAUUCUUACUUUCUCUUUCAAAAACUCAAGAUGAAGAUCAGCGCCUUCUUCCUCGCCGCUACCUUGGCUAGCGUGAUGGCCGCCUCCUCCCAUGUCCAGGAACCGGCCCUCGAAGCUCGGGCCGCGUGUUGGAAUCGAAGCAGCUGCGGCAGAGCCUGGAGCGGCAAGUGCGAAGACUACUGCAAGCCCUACAAGUUCUCUCACAUGGCCACGACCGACUGCGGCUGGUUGGCGAAGCGCUGCUGCUGCAAGACCUAAGGGAGUGCGCGGCCAGCUACUCUAGGUGCCGUGCGAUUUCGGCGAUUCUGCCCCUCUACGACAAUAUUUAUAGGGCGAGGGCUCUUUCGGCUUUGUGGGACUUUUGCUGGUGGAUGACGGAGGCUAGAGCCGGGUGGUGGGUGAAACUGGUUGGGUAUCCUUCCGAUAAUGUCAAUGGUACUUAGCCGAGAACCGCUAGAAAUAUACGGAUCUGACAACUCUGCAGCGCUUCU